AUGAGAACAACAAACGAAAAGUUCAACUCUGGCUCUCAAGGCCGCUCCGCCUCUUUCGACGAUGCACUCGUUGCUUUCGCCCAAUUCAUCUGCCUGCGAUUGCGCGUUAGCCGCUGUCUCAUUUCCUGUUUUGAUCGCAACCAUCAGUACAUUCUGGCUGAAGCCACCCCGACUCUCGACCUCCAGACAAACAAGGCCGAAGACCCCAAGGACGACUUAUGGAUGGGCUCAGGAAUCGAAAAACGGCACUCACAACUGUGCGAGCGCACCCUCGAACUGGCCGACAACAAGCUAAACAACGAGCACGAUCGCGUUGUCAUAGUCACAAAUGUCGCCGAGGACGACUGGUACAACGAGCACAAAUCACAUACAAACAUCCCUCCCAACACUUCAUUCUACGGUGGCAUCGCCAUACGAAGUCCUUAUGGCCCUGUAAUUGGUGUCAUUUCUAUCCUUCAUGACCAGACGAAAGAUGGCCUGAACGAUGCCGAAAGGAAAUUUCUCGAACAUAUGGCCGAUACCGUCAUGUCCCAUCUGGAUAUGGUCAGAUCAAAAGAGGAGCAUCGUCGAACAUCGCAAAUGGUUGUCGGCUUGGGCUCCUUUGUAGAAGGCAAGGAUCACGUCGAUAUGAAAUUAAACCAGAAGGAAGUCCCCAAAAGCACUGAGGUCGAAAACCAAGGUGAUCCACCUGCAACUCCGGGAGCUGCUACCUCAAGACCUUCGGAAAUGUCGCAUAUUCAAGAAGAGAAUCCAUCUCUGGCCACCGACGGCACUGACAGCGUCAACUUCGAGAAUCUUCAAGCUCAAAUGUUGUCCACCGACGUCAAGUCUACUUUCCGACGUGCUGCCCACAUUAUCAAGGAUGCCAUCGACGUCGAAGGCGUCGUCUUCCUCGAUGCCUCUGUUGGAAGCUUUGGCGCUCUGGUACAGUCUGUACCCGCUGCAUCUGACGACGACAGCGCUUCUUAUUUUACUCGUAAUUCCGCCUCCAAAAAGGAAUGCCAUGUCCUGGGAAGCGCAGGCGAGGUUCCUCCAGGCUUCUCUAUUACCGAAGGCUUCUUACACUCCUUCCUGAAUCGCUACGGACAAGGAAGAAUUUUCAACAUCGAUCCCAAGGAGCUCGCGAUGCAUCAGACGAACCCCAGAACACCUGAGGACCUUGAAGACUUUGGUCAAAAAGCAGAGCCUGGAGAGGAGCAGCAUUCCGAUGACGAGAAACGGGAACAAGUGCGCCAACAAAGAGAGAAAGACAUUGCUGAUUUGAAACGCAUUUUUCCACACGCCCGCUCCCUAGCAUUUGUUCCCAUGUGGGAUGAUCACAGGAUGCGCUGGUUCUGCGGUGGUAUCAUAUGGUCGAACAAGGCUAUACGAUUGCUGCACAAAGAUUCCGAGUUGAGUUUCCUGCGCGCCUUCGGUAUGGCCAUUAUGUCUGAAGUUGCCAAACUUGAUACUGCCAUGGCCGAUAGGACCAAGUCUGAUUUGCUCAAUAGCAUCAGUCAUGAACUUCGUAGUCCACUACAUGGCAUCUUGGGUAGUAUCGAAUGUUUAGAGUCGUCAGAUCUCGACCCGAUGCAACAUGGCCUGAUUGAGACUGUCGAGACCUGUGGGCGCACACUUCUGGACACCAUUAACCACCUUCUCGACUUCAGCAAAAUCAACAAUUUCACACGCAACAAGUCCAAGCGCCAGAAAGAUUCUGAAAUACGGGAAGCUGAUAUCCUGAGUCUCGACUCUACGGUCCAUCUGCCUACAAUCACUGAAGAAGCUUUAGAAACCGUCUUUGCAGGCUACGCUUCCUCUGCAAGCCACCACGAAGAGUCAAAUGCUAGCCAGGCAUCCAAACAUGUCAUGGCGCGCGAUCGGGACGUGAAAGUGAUUGUUGAUAUCGAGGCCAAAGACCAUGCAAAUUGGUUGCUUUGUACCGAAGGAGGCGCGUGGAAGCGCCUGGUCAUGAACUUGACUGGUAACAGCUUAAAGUACACAAGUGAUGGAUUCAUCUCUGUUCACCUCGCUUCUCAGGAGUUGCCAUUGAAUGGCGAGGCCUUGAAGAGAAGCCGUGUGACGUUGACCGUCAAGGAUACAGGCAGAGGCAUGUCCAAGGAAUACUUGCAAAACCAUCUAUUCAGACCAUUCGCACAGGAAGAUCCUCUCAACCCUGGAGCUGGGCUUGGUCUUUCUAUGGUGCAACAUAUCGUCAGCAACCUCGGUGGUGAGAUUUCCGUGGAAUCCGAGUUGAACAAGGGUACCGAAAUUCGUGUCGAAGUCAUUAUGAUGGAACCAGCACCUAGCCCAGAAGCAAACGACGAAGCCUUCCUCAUGACUGAAGCGGCACAGAAACUUCAUGGCCUCAAAGCAGCAUUCAUAGAUCCUCCUAUGACGGUUGAUGGGGAAUGUGGGUCUCAACGAUCGCUUCGCAAGGCGCUCGACAAGCAAUGCUGGGGCUGGUUCAAGAUGGAGUUCAAUAUCGUCAGUGGAGUAGAUGAAGUUGGAGGUGCAGCGGUAGUACUAACAACCUGUCAAAACUUGCCAGCGGUUAAAGACCAGCUGAUGGAGCUCAAUAAACCAGUCAUAGUACUUUGUGACAGCAACAACCGGCUCCGACAGGUUUAUCACGACAAUGAGACACUGCGAAGAGCAGUGACGACUGAGUUUAUUGCACAACCUUAUGGACCUCGCAAAUUUGCACGCGCGUUUGUUUCGUGCAAAGAGCAACAAUCACCACGGAUGGAAGAGGUUGUCUUGUACCGAGACACGGAGCUGCCAACGCUGCCGAGUAUACUCCUCCCUGAUGCUCGAGAAGAAAAUCACAAAGGACCAUCGCUCUCGCGCGAGCCAACACCAUUCCGAACAGCACGAAGUCAGAGCAGAGGAGCCGAGGAACCUAAGGAGGCGGCAGAGCAGGAAGAUGAGCCCAAACCACUACGACUGCUUCUCGUUGACGACAACAAGAUCAAUCUCCAGUUGCUGGUCCGGUACUGCAAGUCGAAAAAACACGACUACGUUACGGCCGAAGAUGGUGUCGAAGCAGUAGAAGCAUUUUGCUCGCAUCAACAAGAUGCAACGACCAAAUUCGAUUUCAUCUGUAUGGAUAUCUCUAUGCCGAGAAUGGAUGGCUUAGAAGCUACAAGGAGGAUCCGCUCGUUUGAACAGAGUCAUGGCAUGCAAGCGAGUAAGGUCAUUGCAUUGACGGGAUUGGCGAGUGCAGAAGCACAACAAGAAGCAUUUACUUCUGGAGUGGAUCAAUUCAUGACCAAGCCUGUGCGAUUAAAAGAGUUGGGUGAGGUUUUGGCUGGCAGACGAUGA
Messenger RNA from Aureobasidium melanogenum CBS 110374, 3303 nucleotides. RefSeq lists its product as uncharacterized. Gene Ontology annotation, molecular function: phosphorelay sensor kinase activity; histidine phosphotransfer kinase activity. The transcript has 2 exons. The coding region runs from base 1 to 3303 and encodes 1100 amino acids. Lineage: Eukaryota; Fungi; Ascomycota; Dothideomycetes; Dothideales; Saccotheciaceae. Gene Ontology annotation, biological process: protein autophosphorylation; phosphorelay signal transduction system. The record is from RefSeq and is a predicted model, not a curated record.